Molecule: messenger RNA, 2505 nt
Organism: Cyclospora cayetanensis
Lineage: Eukaryota; Apicomplexa; Conoidasida; Eucoccidiorida; Eimeriidae
Product: ribonucleoside-diphosphate reductase large subunit
Exons: 8
Coding region: 1-2505 (834 amino acids)
Biological process (GO): DNA replication; deoxyribonucleotide biosynthetic process
Cellular component (GO): ribonucleoside-diphosphate reductase complex
Molecular function (GO): ATP binding; ribonucleoside-diphosphate reductase activity, thioredoxin disulfide as acceptor
Source: RefSeq, a predicted model, not a curated record
AUGUACGUGAUUAACAGAAAGGGGGAGAAGGAGCCGGUGUCCUUCGACCAAAUCCUCCACAGGGUGCAAUCCCUUUGUUACGGCCUUCAUCCUUUAGUUGAUGCGGCCAGAGUCAGUCAGGCAGUCAUCAAUGGCAUGUUUGCUGGCAUCAAAACCAGUCAGCUGGACGAGCUGGCAGCCCAAACAAGUGCUUACAUGGCCGCAACGCACCCUGACUUCUCCAAGCUGGCUGCCCGGAUAGCUAUCGACAAUCUUCACAAGAAUACAUCUGCGGACUUUGCGGAAGUUGUAGAACAGCUGCACUCCUACAUGGACAACCAAGGGAGGGAGGCGCCACUGAUUCAUAAAGAUGUAUACGAGUUUGUCAUGCAAAAUCGAGCGAGCCUCAAUGCGGCCAUCAAGUACCACAGAGAUUUCGACUACGAUUACUUCGCAUUCAAAACCCUGGAGAGAUCCUACCUCCUGCGCAUGCGCGGCACGAUCGUGGAGAGGCCGCAGCAUAUGAUUAUGCGCGUGGCUUGCGGCAUCCAUUACGGAGAUCUGGAAAGGACGAUUGAGACAUACGAGCUUAUGAGUCUCAAGCUGUUCACGCAUGCUACCCCAACUCUUUUUAACGCCGGCACUCCUCGCCCUCAGAUGAGCAGCUGCUUCCUUCUGACGAUGCAGGACGAUUCUAUCGAUGGUAUUUUCAGCACCUUGCGGCAGUGCGCAUUGAUCUCCAAGACAGCGGGAGGCCUAGGCCUCUCAAUUACCAACAUUCGUGCAACGGGCAGCUACAUCAGAGGAACCAACGGCUACUCCAAUGGACUCAUUCCGAUGCUUAGAGUCUUCAACGACGCCUCUCGCUACGUCGACCAAGGCGGCGGCAAGCGCAAGGGCAGCCUUGCAGUGUACGUGGAGCCCUGGCAUUCAGACAUCUUCGAGUUUCUGGAUAUCCGAAAAAAUCAUGGGAAGGAGGAGAUGCGCGCCAGGGACCUCUUUCCGGCCCUGUGGGUUCCGGACCUCUUUAUGGAGCGCGUCUUUGAUAACGGCUCGUGGACGUUGAUGUGUCCCUGCGAGUGCCCUGGUCUGACUGAAACGUGGGGUUCUGAGUUCGCUGCCUUGUACGAGAAAUACGAGCGCGAGGGGCGGGGACGGAAGACGAUACCGGCUCAGCAGCUCUGGUUCGCUAUCCUGCAAUCGCAGAUCGAAACAGGCACCCCCUACAUGAUGUACAAGGACGCAUGCAACAGGAAGAGCAACCAGCAAAACUUGGGGAUCAUUCGAUCGAGUAAUCUGUGCUGCGAAAUCGUGGAGUACACCAGUCCCGACGAGGUCGCUGUGUGCAACUUGGCCUCCGUGUCUCUCCCUCGAUUCGUGGAUGUCGAGAAGAAGCUCUUCGACUUCGCGAAGCUCAUGGCUGUUGUGAAGGUCAUGACUCGGAAUCUGAACCGUGUCAUCGAUAGAAAUUACUACCCCGUCCCAGAAGCCCGCUACAGCAACCUGCGACACCGCCCCAUCGGCUUGGGUGUGCAAGGGCUCGCGGAUGCCUUCCUCCUCUUGCGACUUCCCUUCGACAGUCCCCCAGCCAGAGAGCUCAACAAAAACAUCUUCGAAUGCAUCUAUUACGCCGCAUGCGAAGCCAGCAUGGAGCUUGCAGCAGAGCAAGGGCCUUACGAGACAUACGCGGGCUCUCCGGCGUCUAAAGGUCUCCUGCAGUUCGACCUUUGGAAUGUCAAGCCAACCAGUGGACUGUGCAACUGGGAUAGCCUCAAGGAAAAGAUUAAGAAGCACGGAUUGAGGAACUCCCUGCUGGUGGCCCCUAUGCCUACUGCGAGCACCUCACAAAUCCUUGGCAACAACGAGGCCUUCGAGCCUUACACGUCCAACAUUUACUGCCGCCGAGUGCUCAGCGGAGAGUUCUUCGUCGUUAAUCCCCACUUGCUGCGAGACUUGCUGGAGCUUGGCUUGUGGAAUGAGGACCUGAGGCAGAAGUUGAUCGCUCAUAACGGCAGCGUGCAGCAUCUGGCAGAGAUUCCGGACGAUCUAAAGGAGCUUUAUCGCACGGUUUGGGAGAUAAAGCAGCGCAGCAUUGUUGAUAUGGCGGUAGAUCGCGCGCCCUUCGUAGACCAGUCCCAGUCUUUAAAUAUCCACAUGCGGAAUCCCACUUUCGCGAAGCUCUCGACGAUGCACUUCCACGCGUGGAAUUCCGGACUCAAGACGGGCAUUUACUAUUUAAGGACGCAGGCGGCAGCGGACGCCAUUAAGUUCACUGUUGACCAGAGUGUGGCGAAGGCGGCUAAGAAGAAUCAGCAACUGCCACACCCCCCCGCCAGCUCCCCAGCCUCAGAGACACCCGAAUGUGCAGCCGACAAGCCUGCGGGAGAAGUAGACCCUGCUGUUGUGCCAGAAAAAAGCAGCGAAGGCGGAAGUGACAACGCCAGUUCGUCACCUGUCGGCGCAGUGUGCCGCCUCCGUCCAAAGGGCCUACGCGACGACGAGCCUUGCGCUAUGUGCUCUGGGUAG